Aspergillus nomiae NRRL 13137 is the source of this 2648-nucleotide messenger RNA. RefSeq names its product putative telomere silencing protein Zds1. The transcript is spliced from 4 exons. Lineage: Eukaryota; Fungi; Ascomycota; Eurotiomycetes; Eurotiales; Aspergillaceae. The record is from RefSeq and is a predicted model, not a curated record. Gene Ontology annotation, biological process: positive regulation of G2/M transition of mitotic cell cycle; establishment of cell polarity. Bases 108 to 2648 code for a protein of 846 amino acids. Gene Ontology annotation, cellular component: cell septum; cytoplasm.
CUGGUGGUACAGUGACCUCCUCUUCACGAGGCGAGUAUCCUAUCGCCCUUGGGUCCUCCGUCAAUUUCGGGUCGUCUUCCUCCUAGGUUUCCGGUCAAACCGCUCCCAUGCAGGCUACACCGAGUCCCUCAGAGGCUGGCGGAGGAUACGCAACGCGGAGAGGCCAUGCGUCCCACCUGUCGAUUAGUGACCCGAGUCACCAUGUCACGGAGGCCAUUGGUCAUAUGUACGACGAUGAUUACGACAAAAGGAACUCCCAGCGCCUCAGCUAUAUUUCCUCACCUUUGAGCGAAUCGAUCUCAAUAAUUCCCCCGAAUCUUGCCGGCGCUGCAUCCCCUACCUCACCGCAGUCGAUACAAUUGCAGAACCAUUUAAAUGCAGUCAACAAUCAUCACCCCGUGAACGGACAGUCCCGGCCGCCCACUGAUGGGGCCACUUCUUUGAAUAGGGAAAGUAGCAGUCCGGCAUCACCUACCUCAACCACAUCUCCUGGAUCAACAGACACCGCCACCACAUCUUUCCCCCUCAACGAUAUCGACUACGAGUCUGACCCUGCUGCUGUGGCCCAAGAACUUAACAAUCUAGCCGCCAUCCGACGAAUGUCCAUGGAUGUAGCUGCCACGGGCGACCCCGACCUUCCGAGCUUCAACUCCGACUUCUCCGUACCACCCUCCCCAUCCGCCGACGAAAAUGACGCUGCUCGAUUAUUUUGGGUUCCUGCACGCCUGCAUCCGGAGUUAGCCCCCAAGGAGUUCAAAUCAUUCCUCGAAAGUAAGACGGAACAAAUAAAGCGGAGAUCUGGCGACUUCAACUCCCUAGGGCCGGAACGCCAAGGGUCAACCGGAGGUCUUAGGCGGAAAAAGUCUAUGUUGUCUAGGCAAAUUGACAAUUCACAUGGCUAUACGGAUGGCGCAGAACGGUUAGAGCGAAAACGAUCUCAGUCGAGAAGGGAUCCUCUGACCCCUAAUCUACAAGAAUUGGAGACCUUGGUAGAUAACUCUAAGCCGCGAAGUACGAGUCCUGUUACAUUGUUAAAUGAAAUUCAGAACCUCGGAAUCACGGCAGACGAAGACAGGCCAAUCCUUCCGCCUGCGCCCCUGGGUCACAGUCUUAGACGAUCCACGAGGACGCAAUACAGAAAGGCGGGAAGUUUGAAGAAGGGUGAAAAGCUACCCUAUUCCAAGCGAUUCGCAAAAGCCUCCGAUGUGAAGGAGGGCGCCUCAUCAACUGCCAAUUCCUUUGGUGAGCAGGCGACCUCGGGUCUCGCCCGAGUGUCAACCGAUCCCACUCCCAGCAUAACCCGAAAUCAGGCCUCGGGGAUACCAGCUCAGUCCGCAGCGUCACCGUCUAACGAAACAACCAGCUCCGCGCUUGAAUCUGUCUCGGACCAGCUGCAGUCUGGAAACGACCGGCCAAGUGAGCCCUCAAUGGCGGAAUCCGGGGGCAAGACAAAUACAUCCUCCCAGACACGUCAGUGGCACUCGCGCCUCAGCUCAAACGGGCGGUCAACUUUGAACAUCCCACCUACAGAACAAAAAAUUCCAGAAAUCAUCGAAACUCCUCCGCCGGAAACUAGCGCAGCACCUACGACCCCUACCUCACUGUCAAGUGCCACCUCUGGGCGCGGAUUAACUCAGGACUCCCCAUCAUCCUCGCUGCGCCCGCGAAGGGAUCAGGCUCUACCGGGCAAUAGCACCCGGACAGAUAGUCUUUCGUUUAUUCCUACCUUGUCAGAGGAACGCAAGCCGGAACCGAAGAAAUCGAAGGACAAGAAGGAGUCAGAAGGUACCCGCAAGUCGAGCUGGCACUGGCUGUUAGGCAGCGAGGAAAAAGAUAAGGACAAGGAUAAAGAAAAGAAAAAGGACAAGGAGAGCGAUGCUAAGAAGAUAAAAGCCAAACUGGUUGAUAAAGUCCAUGAAACAGCAAAUGCUCUCCCGUCUUCUAACGAUUCAGGGCAACGUGGACGUGAAAGCCUUGUAUUGGACCGGCUCGACCCUAAAUUGGAAGAGGAACGUCGAAAGGACCAUGUUAGAAGGACCUCGGGAGAGUCGAAGAAAGAGAAGGAGUCCGGCUUGUUCUCUUCAUUAUUUGGAGGUGGCAAGAAAAAGAGCAGCACUGAUAGCAAUCAUAAGAAAAGCUCAUCUCGGACCUUGUCUCCUGAUCCGCCACCACGGGAACUUCGACCUGAUGUUGAUUAUCCUUGGACCCGUUUCACCAUUCUGGAAGAGCGAGCUAUUUACAGAAUGGCCCACAUCAAGCUUGCGAAUCCCCGACGCGCGUUGUACUCUCAAGUUCUGCUCAGCAACUUCAUGUAUUCGUACUUGGCCAAGGUACAACAAAUGCAUCCUCUAAUGCUCGCUUCGUCAGCAUCGCAGAGACAUCAGAAGACAAGGGACCAACAGGACGAUUAUUCAGGAUAUCAGCAAUACCAAGAGGCCCAGAUGCAGCACUACAGCGAUAGUUCCUACGAUGAUCCUCAAAUGUAUGAAUAUGGUGAUGACUCCCAUGAUGCUUAUCGACAGCAUACACGUGGUAGCAAAAAUGGCUAUGAAAACGGGCAUGCCUACGGUCCCGGACAUUAUCAGUAUGGAAACUCGACAUUCGGUGAUGAUGUCCAGCUAGAUGAUGACGAUGAUGAUAUGUGGUGA